Molecule: messenger RNA, 1811 nt
Organism: Diachasma alloeum
Lineage: Eukaryota; Metazoa; Arthropoda; Insecta; Hymenoptera; Braconidae
Exons: 5
Coding region: 11-1435 (474 amino acids)
Biological process (GO): potassium ion transmembrane transport; stabilization of membrane potential
Cellular component (GO): membrane
Molecular function (GO): potassium ion leak channel activity
Source: RefSeq, a predicted model, not a curated record
GCCUACGGGUAUGGACGUGCCGGCAUUUCCGUCACCCCCGUCACCGCUUGAUACCGCCUCAACCACCCAAACAGUCACCCCCAGAGGCGGCGAGUCGGUUGACGAUAUCACAACAAGUAGAAUACGUCAUGUAUCACCUGUUAAAUCCAGUCGUACGUACAACAGUGGCAUUGGUACCAGCAACAUUAAUAACCAGAAGAGACGCGCGCACAGAAUCACGCGUCUCGGCAACUCGGUGCAUCCGCGAGUCAUCGGUAGAGAAUCUGGGAGAUACAAUCGUAGUCGUGUUACUGAGCUCAGAGUGAGAAUGACGGAGAGGCGGGAGGAUGAUGAGGACGAUGCCGAUGUUGUCUGUGCCACAGGUAUUCCGAUGUCCUUCGACUCGAGAACCUUAUCGGGGGAGUUGUCGUUGCAGCUGGAGGUCGAGGGCAAUCAGAAAAGUCUGAAAGUUAUUAAAUCAACUGGAGUGCAGACGCACCUUGGGGAGGGGCCCUAUCGAUUGAAGGUCUUUCCAGCGCUCAAGGAUAUCGUCGAGGAGGACGCCAGUGGCAAUCCUAAGACUUCUUCGAGGCUGUGGAAACAUCUCAGAUUUUUGGGGAGACUUUCGCUCUGCCAAUUCGGUCUGGCAUGGCUAUUGACCUUCUGGGCAGUGGCCGGUGCGGCGUCGUUCUACGCCACAGAAGGUCCCCGAGAAAGAGAGCAAGUUUACGAGUUGAAAGACAUGCAGCGAGACUUAGCCGUUGGUUUGGCCACUGAAUUACGACAAUUGCGGGCUGAGGAAGAGGAGAUGGAGCCUCUCUGGGGUAAUAAAGUUAAACAGUACGUUGCUAAGCAUGAGAAACUCCUCCUGGCUGCUAUCAGCUCGGGCUACGGUGAAGGUGGUGAGGGGGGACAGCUCUGGACAUUUCCUGGAUGCGUUCUAUUUUCCAUUUCUCUUCUCACAACUCUCGGUUUUGGGGCUCCAGUGCCACGCACUACACCGGGCAGAACUGUUGCUGUUGUCUUCGCAGCUGUUGGCAUUCCUGCCCAUUUUCUGCUCAUUCUCAAUGUUGGAUUGUUUCUGGCAAUGAAACUGCAGAAAUUCGCUAUUCGUAAGAAGUAUGGAGAUCAUGAGGUUGAGGCCUCUGAUAACUUGAAGGCACCCAGAUGGGUCAAGGCUGUUCCAUUCUGUUGCAUUGGUGCUUAUUACAUCCUGGGGAUAAUUGCAUUCGGAGUAGCUCGCCUGCGUCCAGUAGCAGCGAGCCUUCUCUUCCCCCUGGACUUCACAGCAGCCGGUGGUCUGGCAAACACAUCCGGUCUAGUGCGAAUUUUCUACGCUCUCUAUCUCGAGGGUGCGGUAACAAUAGCAGCUGUUGCAGUGGCAGUUUUGCGGGUGUCAGCCUCGGAGAGUCUCACCAACAUUGGCUUGAAGUAUGACCUACUCACCGAGGCGUAGUUCAGGGCAGAAAUGCCGAUCGAAUAUGAUUACAUAUCCAGUGGCCCUGGGGAUUGUUCGACCCUGGGGAUUCCCGUGAUUGGGGUAUUUUAUUUGCAUUCAAUCGAUUUAUUGUGAGAAUUCAUCGGUGGAUGAGCUAUGAAUACCUCUGGAUCAAGACGAGGGGAAUGGCAGCUGUGAUGAACACAGUUGAGGCACUUUAAGUGUUGAAAAUAGCGUUUUUAAUGUUUCAAUUGUCGCGGAGGACGAAUUAUUGUCUACAAAUCACGUUUGCCUUCAUAAAUAUGACAUUAUCUUGGGAACGAGUGAAUCUGGAGGAAAAUUUUUUAAAAAUUUCUUCGAGGAAUUUUUUUUCGAAUGAAGAAUCAAGUUUUUC